Hirundo rustica (Barn swallow) is the source of this 1374-nucleotide messenger RNA. Its product is annotated as lipid transferase CIDEC-like. The coding region runs from base 429 to 1166 and encodes 245 amino acids. The transcript is spliced from 6 exons. The record is from RefSeq and is a predicted model, not a curated record. NCBI's taxonomy places the organism in Eukaryota, Metazoa, Chordata, Aves, Passeriformes, Hirundinidae. Gene Ontology annotation, biological process: regulation of apoptotic process; apoptotic process.
GGGGUGACACAGGAACACGGCCAGGUGGGCUUGGAAUGUCUCCAGACAGGAGAUCCCACACCCUCCCUGGGCACUGUGCCGGGGCUCUGCCACCCUCCGUGGGAAGAAACGCUUCCUCACUUUGAGAGGGAAUUCUCGUGGUUUGGUUCGUGGCCAUUGCUCCCUCAUCCUGUCGCUGGACACCGCUGGGAACAGCCUGGCACCGUUCUCUGACACCCCAUGGAAACAUUUCUGUUGAUUGACGGGAUCCCCUCUGAGCCUUCCCCUCUCCAGCCGGACCGUGCCCGGCUCCCGCAGUGCCUCAUCAUCCUCAUCAUCAUCACCAUCAUCAUGGCGAUGCUCCAGACCCCCAGGUGGGACCGGCUGGGCAGGAGGGGCGCGGCCGGGGGAGGAGUCGCUGUGACAGGCUGCUCCGUGCUCCUUGGAAGAUGGAUUACGCCAAAUCCCUGAGCCAGCGCCUGGCUGCCCCCGUGUCCAAAUGCGUCUCGGCCAGUGCCUCCAUGACCCAGCAGCUGCUGGCGGGCCCUGCCCCGACGCCCCGGCCCUUCCGCGUGUGCAACUGCGACCGCAGCCUGCGCAAGGGCGUCAUGGCCCCGAGCCUCGCCGAGCUGCUGCGCCAGGCCGAGAGCGCCCUGGCCCUGCCGGCGCCCAUCGUGCUGGUGCUGGACGAGGACGGCACGGCGGUGGAGACGGAGUCGUUCUUCCGGACGCUGGAGGAAGGCACGGCGCUGAUGGCCCUGAGCAAGGGGCAGGCCUGGACGGCCCCCAAGACCCGUGGCUACCAGGUGAGCCUGUCCCGCAAGCCCCCGCGCAGGAUCGACGUCGCCUGCGUCAGCUUCGACCUGUACAAGACCCACCCGAAGGACCCGGGCUGCCUCAACGUCAAAGCCACCCUGUAUGGCACCUACAGCAUGUCCUAUGACCUGCGCUGCUACGGGGCCCGGCGCCUGGUGAAGGAAGCCCUGCGCUGGGGGCUGUUCACCAUGCAGGCCACGGGCCACGUCCUGCUGGGCACCUCGUGCUACAUGCAGCAGCUCCUGGAUGCCACCGAGGAGGAGCAGAAGGAAGGGGAGAAGAGCUCUCCCCUGAGAGCUGAAGGGCUGCCCCUUCAGAACCUCCUGCCCUGCAGCCUCCCCGCCCUGCCCUACAAGAAGAUGUUGCAGUGAGGGCUGGCUGGCCUGGCCUGUCCCCUCUGCUGCCCCCCGCAACCCUCGGGGGUCCCAGCACCUCGCUAGGUCAAUGCCUGGGCAGAGGCUGCCACAGUGCCUGGCACAGCCUCUCUUCGCACUCCGCUGGCUGAGUGUGGCCAAAUCUGCUCUGGAAUAGCUGCUGCUCUGUAAAUAUAUUUAUUUAAGUAAAGUUCUCCUGAGUUCA